Molecule: messenger RNA, 801 nt
Organism: Rodentolepis nana
Lineage: Eukaryota; Metazoa; Platyhelminthes; Cestoda; Cyclophyllidea; Hymenolepididae
Source: the annotation of a GenBank genome assembly
AUGGACGUUUCUUCCCUCUUUUGUGGUAAUGAAGUUGCGGCAAUUGAUGUGGAGACAAUAGGUGAUGCCUACAUGGUUGCUUCUGGUCUACCUCAACGCAACGAGAAUAAACACGCCAGAGAGAUUGCUCGAAUGGCCAUCGAGUUUCUCAAAUCAAUGUCCACCUUUAAGAUCCCUCAUCGACCUGACAGGGAAUUGAAAUUGCGGAUAGGCAUACAUUCGGGCCCUGUUUGUGCCGGUGUUGUGGGUGUAAAGAUGCCUCGAUACUGUCUCUUUGGAGAUACUGUUAAUACGUCCUCACGAAUGGAAAGUAAUGGUGAACCAAAGCGAAUCCACAUAAGUCGCACCACCAUGUCAAUACUUCGUACAUUUGGCAAUUUCAUAAUGUCCAAACGUGGACUCGUCGAGAUGAAGGGCAAAGGCAAGAUGGAAACCUAUUGGUUACAUGGAGAAUACGGAAAUAUAGUAUAUCCGCCGGCACCGGGUGCAGUGCUAGUGGACAAUGAUCCAAUUCUAGUCAAUGAAGCUCCUCCUCCAUCCCAACCUCAGCCCGCCCCACCACCACCUUCUUGCUGCAGCGGGGGUUCUUCCUGUGGUGAUCCCACUCACGUUGCUAUUGCGGUGACGACAAACGCUGUGACCGAUGAAGGUCAGCAACCUCUAAUUACUGCAGCUGCCACCAAUGUAGCACAAAACAUGACUCCCCCCACCGUUGCUACUGGCAUCACCCCUAAAAGUCCUCCAUCUCCUAAAUCCGCUCCCAACACGCCUACAAGCAGUAGUCUUAUUCGAGCAACCUAA